This is a messenger RNA of Stomoxys calcitrans (stable fly), 1246 nucleotides long. It is a transcript of the gene Sec20, whose product is annotated as vesicle transport protein SEC20. Gene Ontology annotation, cellular component: endoplasmic reticulum; SNARE complex. Gene Ontology annotation, molecular function: SNAP receptor activity. The transcript is spliced from 2 exons. Bases 124 to 825 code for a protein of 233 amino acids. The record is from RefSeq and is a predicted model, not a curated record. Lineage: Eukaryota; Metazoa; Arthropoda; Insecta; Diptera; Muscidae. Gene Ontology annotation, biological process: retrograde vesicle-mediated transport, Golgi to endoplasmic reticulum.
UCGUCAAGAGCUGUCACUGUGUACGUGUACGAUGUGUGUGUGUUGUUAUUGUUUAAUUUUGUUGAUUUGACCAAAGAAAAAGCUUAAAAUUAAUAAAUUGUCCACAAAUUCAUUCCGUUCAAAAUGAAUAUAGAAAAGUACACACUUCAGUCUAUAAGACAGGAGUUAAUUGAUAACAAUCUUCAGGCCAAAGCCAUUAUACAGGACAUCGUAGCAUAUCGUGGUUCCAUACAAGAAUUGGAGGCUCUCAAUGAGGCUGGGCGUGCAAAAUUAGCUGCUUUAAGGAAAAAUAUCGAUCGGCUCAAUGAUUGGGCGAGAGAUACCGGCGACCCUGCUCUAUCUAAAGAGGUCGACACACAAAGGGAACAAUUUUCCAAAGUCUUGCAGGCCUUCCGCAAGGCCAAUGUGGCCACAAUGCUGGAAAUAGAAAAGGCAAAUCGUGAUGAAUUAAUGGCCAUUACAGGAGAAACUGACCUCAGACAACGUCAUGUGGGGGGAGGUGGCGGUGGAACAGCGACACGUCACAAUCGUGGCAAUUUGGUAUCGCAAGAAAACAAUGUCACCGAAAAAAUGCUUGCCAUUUCGAGGCAUCUGUCCGAGACGACACAGAAGAGUGCCAUAACAUUGGAGAAUUUGGUAGCCUCCUCACAAAAUGUGGAGGCCACACGAGAUGAACUGACCAACACCGCUGGCACAAUAUCACAAUCGGGCAAACUGCUCAAGAAAUAUGGACGACGUGAAUGUACCGAUAAGAUGUUAUUAUUCUUUGCAUUUGCUUUCUUCUUGGCCUGUGUCUUCUACAUAAUCCACAAGCGAUUGUUUUAGAUGCAUUCGAUACAGCAAGUCACCAUAGUAUGUAUGUAUGUACCCUUGAUGAUGAUGAUGAUGAUGCUGCCGCUACAUACUAUACAUUGGCUAGGUAUGCUGCCGAUAAUUCCACAAGUUUGUAGCUAUGGAGAUGAAGAAUUAAUGAAUGAAUGACGACUGAUGACAAAAGGCUGGCCUCUCAGGGUUCGUUUUCUGCAUGGGAAAAUUAAUCCUUCCUUUCGUUCCAAGAUUGUUUUGUUUAGGGAAUCUAAAAAAAGCUAAAUGAAAACAAAUUGUUUUAGUGUAUGCAUUUGUAUAUGUAGGUUAAAGAAACACAACACAAACUAAUAAUAAAAAAAUCAGCUUAAAUGUAGUUCUAAACUAAAAAGAAACUUAAAUAAAAUUAUAUUUUAAAUUAUAUUUAUUUAAUUAAUGAUAA